This is a messenger RNA of Paecilomyces variotii, 2811 nucleotides long. RefSeq lists its product as hypothetical. Bases 1 to 2811 code for a protein of 936 amino acids. The record is from RefSeq and is a predicted model, not a curated record. The transcript is spliced from 4 exons. NCBI's taxonomy places the organism in Eukaryota, Fungi, Ascomycota, Eurotiomycetes, Eurotiales, Thermoascaceae.
AUGGAGAGCAUGACAUGGCUCACCAUAGAUGAUUCAGAUACAGAUGACAGCUCCUACGACACCACCCAGUCGCCCUCCCGCUCUCGCUUCCACCGCAGGGCGGGCACGCAUACGCCGCCACCGAAUCUGAAUACCGAGCCGGGGAGAUUCUCGCGCGAGCAGUCCCCAUUGACAACGACCCGGCCAGGCACACCGUCGCGCUUCGAUUCCAAGUCCUCCGAUGUCCCAGCGUCCCCUCUGGUCAAUCCGACCUCUGCACUGCUACAGGGUCUGAUCAAGGAGCAACGAGCCUCGCGCGGAUCCUCUCGACGUGCAGUCUCCGAAAUUGCUGAUGAUAUCCCAACCGUCACACCGCCGUCCACCCGGUCCCAUGAAGAUUCACAGUCAGAGAAACAAAGGAAGGUGAACAGUGCCCUGUCCGCAGGGCUGAGACAGCCACGGGAGAUGGGUUUCAGAGAAAUGGACCAGUAUAUCUCAAAAAUAAACAAGCUUAACUUCGAUCUCAAACUCGAGGUCUUCCAUCGUACACAGCAAGUUGCUGCUCUGGACAAGAAGCUAGAACGCAUGCAGGAACUGGAAGAGGAACUCGAGCGCAUGCAUGGCCUGGAGGAUGAGCUGCAGGAGCUCCGUGGCGUAGAGGAACACAACCAACGACUACGAGACUCCAACGAGCAGCUUCGACUGGAGCUGGACAAACGCGACCAUGCUGUCACGGAGGCGGUCGAACUCAUCUGCCAACUUGAAGCGAGAAUUGAAGAACUGGAGGGCGGACGACACGAGUCGCGGCCGUCGACUGCUCGACCCUCCAGCGACGAGGACUGCAAAGACCGCGAGCCCGCAACCCCGCAAAUCUCUACGCCCAAAGCGCAGAUGAUCGUGGAUAUACCGGAGAGAAGUUCGUCCAAACGAGGCACGCGGGUCCGUCAGCUACAGAAAGACAGUUUUGAGAGCAUAUACCCAAGGAGAGCACCCUCCUUCCUCCGCGAUGAGACCAAGAGUGCUAGUGCAUUGCGAAGCCUGUACGCCGGCAAUGAGACCAAGUCUCACCGUGCGCCUAGCAUUAUGACGAGAUCCGAGAGCUGGCAGUCCAGUUAUCAACCCAGCGAACCUGACUCGCCUCGCUUGAGUGCUCUCAGUGAGUGCAGCGAUCUCAAGCCGGAAGACGACAGUGCCAUCAAGAAUGACGGAUUUGAUGAAUUGGACCUCGCUCCUGAGCCGACGGCUGGUAAGGCCAAGCUUCCAGAUAGUUUCCGCUCGACUGGCGAGGAUGAGGAAAGCAAGAUUGCCCGCAUCAACCGCUGGAUCCCGCCACGUCCAGAUGUUUUCCAAGCCCCGGCAUCUAGAACCAGAAACCGGGCAGUGUCCGAUGUUUCCUGGAUGCGGUCGGGCUUGGAGAACCAGACCGGAGCCAAAGGCGAGCCUCAAUCAUCGGAUUCUAACCAUUUGGACGUUGCCGUCUUCGGCAGUGGAAGGCUUCCGCCCACACCAGAUACCAUGAGCACCUCAUACGCGGGCAUGAGAAACAGCUCCAACGGCAGCAUUGUUGCUGAGAAGAGUCGCGUUGACCAGGCUCCGCUGUACCUGCGGCGGAAGCUACACCGUCCAUCGUCCGCGGGCGACAUAGCGCUGCGGCCGAGUACUGCCACCACUGGCAUAUCAGACAGUAUGGAGACUUCAUUGAGCGAGAUAUCCCAACGUGGAUUAACCGUCCGUACGCGAGAUGACUAUCCCACCAUGCUGCCGUUCUUUGGUCAAGGCACUUCCAAGGUCCACCGCCUACUUGGUCCGGGCAGUCCUACGAACCCGCGACUCGCCCGUUACGGUGGUGAUCUCAUGUUCAACGGAGAAGGCAUCGAGGAGGUAACCAGAGAGUCUGAGGACUACACGCCGUCGCUGCAGUCCGCUGCGUCUGAGCUUACCUCAACGCAAUACGGACCUCCCUCGUCGCCUCCGCUAACGCCUGACGAUUGGAUGGAGGCCGCUAAACAUGGCCCGCGCUCUCGAAAGGAGGACUCUCGGAGAAGUAGCCAAGAGACGACAGAAGUGAUGGAGCCUACUCUGGAUCCUGACUUUCUCCCUCCUACCCCGGAACACCGUGCAGGUUUCUUGACUAGCAAGCCCGCAGCUGAGGAGCCCCAGCUCCCCCGUAACUCGCUCCGCCUGCGCGGAUGGGGAAGCAGCCCUGUUCAGUCCGAAUCUCAGACGCGGCGACGGAUCAGCUUGCGUCCGCCAUUCUUCAACCGCCUUAGGUCGAACUCGAAGAGCCUUCAGCAGUCGCCAAUGUCUGAUCCCGUCGAGCAGGAAGAUCUGGAUGACGGGGCUCCGUCUCCUAUAGUGCCCAAAGCACGAGGCCCAAACGGCGCAAAGCGCUCGCACACCGUCCAGGAUACCGCCGGCGGCCCGACAGCUCGCGUUGAAGAAGCCAGCAGGGAACUUACCAACAAGAUUCUGGCGCGGCAUUUUACCGAAGCGGACCGUCCCUCGACCUCGCACGGUGCGGAGUAUAACAACAAGCGCCGGAGCUCGAUAGGGCUCUUUGGGUGGAUGAAAGGAAAGGACUCUCAGCCCAGCUCGCCCGUGACUCCUGGGCGGACCUCGAGAGCCAGAGAUCGAUCUUCCUCGGUGUUUUCUUCACGUCCGCCCUCGGUCCUUACGACCUCGGGCAUGGAGCCCGCCAGCAUAGCGAAUAACGAGACAAUAUCAUCCGCCAAAGCCAAGCGUAUCUCUUCUGGUGAAGUAGACCUGCCAGGGCGAGCCAGAUACGUUGAGCGUCGAGCUCGAAAGAUGGCAGAACAGAUCAACAGGACUUGA